Rhodamnia argentea is the source of this 2993-nucleotide messenger RNA. RefSeq names its product protein ACTIVITY OF BC1 COMPLEX KINASE 8, chloroplastic. NCBI's taxonomy places the organism in Eukaryota, Viridiplantae, Streptophyta, Magnoliopsida, Myrtales, Myrtaceae. The transcript has 21 exons. Gene Ontology annotation, biological process: regulation of response to reactive oxygen species. The record is from RefSeq and is a predicted model, not a curated record. The coding region runs from base 189 to 2495 and encodes 768 amino acids.
GCUCUGCUCUGCUCCACUCCAGUCCGCUCACUCUCUGCGCGCACACCGACGAAAACUUCACCAUCUCUCUCUCUCUCUCUCUCUCUCUCUGUACUGCAACCCAAAGAACGAUCUUCGAUGAAUGCCUAGGCGUCGCGCGUUGAUGACCGAUCGAUCGGCCUCUUUGAAUCGCAGCGACAUCCAUCGGAAUGGCCGCCUCUCUGCUCUUCCCCGAGCUGGCCUUCCUCUCCACUCAAGCAACCGCCCCCACGCGCCGCCUCUCCGUCUCGUCUCGCUCUCUCUCCAGAACCGCCUUCUCCCGGAGGAGCAACAACCCCUCCGUCGCCAGAACCAGAGUCCGGGCCAGAGUCGUCAAGGAGGACGACGUGCUGCCUCAGGAGGCGCGCGAGACCGAGCUGGUUGAGAAGCUGAAUGGCUACCCCUCGACCUGUAACGGAGCCGCCUCCCCGAGCUCGGGCGGAGGCGACGAUGCCUAUUCGAACGGUUCUGCUGGUCAUUACGUGGAGGAGAUGGGGAGCGCGGAGGGCAAUGGGAGCUUGGUGAAGUAUGCGAAGGGGAAUGGCGGGCCGACGUCGCAGUUACUGAAGGAAGUGGAAGUGGUGGAGGCCACAGAGGAAGGGAGGAAGAGAAGGAUCGAAGAGAUUGGUAAAGAGGAGGCUUGGUUCAAGCAAAGUGGACCACAAGUUGAGGUAUCUGUUCAACCUGGUGGUCGGUGGAGUAGAUUCAAAACAUAUUCAACCAUUCAAAGAACAGUGGAGAUAUGGGGAUUUGUUUUGAUAUUUAUUUUUAGGGUUUGGUUGAGCAAUCAGAAGUUCUCUUAUCGAGGAGGAAUGACUGAACCGAAAAAGGUCUUGCGGCGUAAGGUGCUUGCCAAAUGGCUGAAGGAGAACAUAUUGAGACUGGGUCCGACAUUUAUCAAAAUUGGACAGCAGUUCUCAACAAGGGUUGAUAUUCUUCCUCAAGAAUAUGUUGACCAGUUAUCUGAACUUCAGGAUCAAGUUCCUCCUUUUCCAUCUGAGACUGCUCUAUCCAUAGUCCAAGAAGAGCUUGGAGCUCCUUUGGAGAAUAUUUUUGACAGAUUUGAUUACGAGCCCAUAGCUGCUGCUAGUCUCGGUCAGGUUCAUCGAGCACGUUUGAAGGGACAGGAAGUAGUUGUUAAAGUGCAAAGGCCUGGUCUCAAAGAUCUUUUUGACAUCGAUUUGAAAAACCUAAGGGUGAUUUCUGAAUAUCUUCAAAAGAUCGAUCCAAAGUCAGAUGGUGCCAAAAGGGAUUGGGUUGCAAUUUAUGAUGAGUGUGCAAGUGUAUUGUACGAGGAAAUUGAUUACACCAAAGAAGCUGCUAACGCAGAGUUGUUUGCUAGUAACUUCGGGCACAUGGACUAUGUGAAAGUCCCUUCAAUUUUCUGGGAGUACACGACACCCCAGGUUUUGACCAUGGAGUAUGUUCCAGGGAUUAAAAUAAACAAAACACAAGCUAUUGAUCAGCUGGGGGUAGAUCGGAAAAGAUUGGGACGAUAUGCUGUUGAAUCCUAUUUGGAGCAAAUUCUUUCUCAUGGUUUUUUCCACGCUGAUCCUCAUCCAGGAAAUAUUGCCGUUGAUGAUGUCAAUGGUGGACGGUUGAUAUUCUAUGAUUUUGGAAUGAUGGGAAGUAUAAGCUCGAACAUCCGAGAAGGUUUGUUGGAAGCAUUCUAUGGUGUCUAUGAAAAGGACCCAGACAAGGUCCUUCAGGCAAUGAUUCAAAUGGGCGUUCUUGUGCCAACCGGGGACAUGACAGCUGUCAGAAGGACUGCACAGUUCUUUCUUAACAGUUUCGAAGAGCGUCUUGCUGCACAAAGAAGAGAAGCAGAGAUUGCAACGGCAGAACUAGGCUUUAAAAAGCCCCUGAGCAAGGAGGAAAAGAUUGAGAAAAAGAAGCAAAGGCUUGCUGCAAUAGGAGAAGAUUUGUUAGCCAUUGCUGCAGAUCAGCCCUUCCGAUUUCCUGCAACAUUUACAUUUGUUGUGAGAGCAUUUUCAGUGUUGGAUGGCAUUGGGAAAGGUCUGGAUCCUCGAUUUGAUAUAACUGAGAUUGCUAAACCUUAUGCACUGGAGUUGCUAAAAUUUCGUGAAGCUGGUGUUGAAGUCAUUCUGAAGGACUUUAGGAAGCGAUGGGACCGCCAAUCUCGUGCAUUUUACAACUUAUUUAGACAGGCUGACCGAGUUGAAAAGCUUGCAGAAAUCAUCCAGCGACUGGAGCAAGGUGACCUCAAGCUCAGGGUUCGGACUUUAGAAUCUGAGAGGGCCUUUCAACGAGUUGCAGCUGUCCAGAAGACAGUUGGCAAUGCUGUGGCUGCUACAAGCCUGAUGAACCUUGCAACAAUUCUGUAUCUCAAUUCGAUUCGAGCGCCUGCCGUAGUAGCAACUGUUCUAUGUGCAUUUUUCGGAUUCCAAGUUCUCUUCGGCCUUAUAAAGGUGAAAAAGUUGGAUCAAAGGGAGAGAUUGAUUACAGGAACUGCUUAGACAUUGGGUGUGCAAAUUCUUUUGCAGGUGUAUAGGAUUAUUGAAACGUAAGAAGCUGCUCCUGAGUGCACUUACAAACAUUUCGAGGGGAGCCGAAAAUCUGUUGGGGAGUUGUUAUAAUUCACCUCUUCAAUUCAACUGGAUAAUCAGCAUGCGACUGAUUCUUUAACUGUACAUGUGAGGAAUAUUAUUGAAAUGCAACAAACUAAUCUUUUGGGCCAUUCCGUGAAGUUUAUCUGCUUAAGUAGCCCACUAUCAGGCUUGCCCGCCUUUUGACAGAUAGGCCUGUGCCAUAAUAAGCAAGUUUAGUACUAGAAACUUCGAGUUGAACGCAGAGCAGUCUUGAAGUUGUAAUUGUCAUUUGUCAAGUUUUGGGUAGUUCGACCUUUCGAACAUGUGGCAGGUGAUGUGUAACAGAACUUGUAUAACCCAGUAACAUAUAGAGGGCUAUUUAGUGACAACAUUCGUGUACUAAUUGUACACAUCUCGGGCCACUUA